This is a messenger RNA of Callithrix jacchus (white-tufted-ear marmoset), 9340 nucleotides long. It is a transcript of the gene TRIM56, whose product is annotated as tripartite motif containing 56. Gene Ontology annotation, molecular function: zinc ion binding; ubiquitin protein ligase activity. Gene Ontology annotation, biological process: innate immune response; positive regulation of type I interferon-mediated signaling pathway. Gene Ontology annotation, cellular component: nucleoplasm. The record is from RefSeq and is a predicted model, not a curated record. Lineage: Eukaryota; Metazoa; Chordata; Mammalia; Primates; Cebidae.
GAAGGCAGUAGGGGGAGGGGAGUGGAGAGAGAGCUCGGGAGGAGGAGGAGGAAGAGAGGGGAGCUGGGGAAAGAGGCACCCGGAAGGCAGGAGGAGAGGCCAGGCGGGAAGCCGCACCCGCCCCACUCCCGCCAGGUCUGAGGCUCCCCGCAAGAAAGACCCCGUCCCACUUUCUGAGGUCUCCUCCCAGCCCCACAAAAGGGGACAUUCCACCAAGUUUGCCCAACAAGUAGGUCUCAGCCACUGUGCUAGGAGCUCAGGAGUCCCUCCCUCCAGAGGUUUCUGGAAUGCAUUCAGCAGGCAAAGCGAAGAGAACGGGACUGCAGGAGAAUAGCCAAGGCCAAGUCGAUCCGAGGGUCUAACCCAAGUAGCAGCACUUCACAUUUGCUGGAUGUACACGCGGAAGAGGAGGAGGAGGAGGGCAGCUCCUUAGCUCAAAGCUAGUGGUCCAAGGCCUCAGAGGACUAGAAGGAAGUUCCUGGCCAUUCAGCAUGGUUUCCCAUGGGUCCUCGCCCUCCCUCCUAGAGGCCCUGAGCAGCGACUUCCUGGCCUGUAAAAUCUGCCUGGAGCAGCUGCGGGCACCCAAGACCCUGCCCUGCCUGCAUACCUACUGCCAGGACUGCCUGGCCCAGCUGGCCGAUGGUGGCCACGUCCGCUGCCCCGAAUGCCGUGAGACCGUGCCUGUGCCGCCCGAGGGCGUGGCCGCCUUCAAGACCAACUUCUUCGUUAAUGGACUGCUGGACCUGGUGAAAGCCCGGGCCUGUGGAGACCUGCGUGCUGGGAAGCCAGCCUGUGCCCUGUGUCCCCUGGUAGGGGGCACCAGCGCGGGAGGGCCGGCCACGGCCCGGUGCCUGGACUGUGCCGACGACUUGUGCCAGGCCUGUGCUGAUGGGCACCGCUGCACCCGCCAGACCCACUCCCACCGGGUGGUGGACCUGGUGGGCUACAGGGCGGGGUGGUAUGACGAGGAGGCCCGGGAGCGCCAGGCGGCCCAGUGUCCCCAGCACCCCGGGGAGGCACUGCGCUUCCUGUGCCAGCCCUGCUCGCAGCUGCUGUGCAGGGAGUGCCGCCUGGACCCCCACCUGGACCACCCCUGCCUGCCCCUGGCUGAGGCUGUGCGUGCCCGGAGGCCGGGCCUGGAGGAGCUGCUGGCUGGUGUGGACAGUAACCUGCUAGAGCUGGAAGCAGAGCGGAGGGUGGAGAAGGAAGCGCUGACCCGGCUGCGGGAGCAGGCAGCCCGGGUGGGGACACAGGUGGAGGAGGCGGCCGAGGGUGUCCUCAGGGCCCUGCUGGCCCAGAAGCAGGAGGUGCUGGGGCGGCUGAGAGCCCAUGUGGAGGCUGCCGAAGAGGCUGCUCGGGAGAGGCUGGCGGAGCUCGAGAGCCGGGAGCAGGUGGCCAGGGCAGCGGCCGCCUUUGCCCGCCGGGUACUCAGCCUGGGGCGAGAGGCCGAGAUCCUCUCCCUGGAGGGGGCGAUUGCGCAGCGGCUCCGGCAGCUGCAGGGCUGCCCCUCGGCACGGGGGCCGGCCCCCUGCCUGAUUCCGCAGCUGGAGCUCCAUCCUGGGCUCCUGGACAAGAACUGCCACCUGCUUCGGCUGUCCUUCGAGGAGCAGCAGCCUCAGAAGGACGGUGGGAAGAAUGGAGCCGGCACCCAGGGAAGUGAGGAGAGCCAGAGCCGGAGGGAGGAUGCGAUGAAGACAGAGAGACAGGGUGGGACCCAGCUCCAGGCCAGAGAUGAAGCCCAGACACCCCGAGAAGACAAAGCACAGAUGCCCCGAGAAGAUGGAGCCCAGACCUUGGAAGAGGACAGAGCUCAGAUGCCCCGCGAGGAUGGAGGACCCCAGUCCCAGAGGGGUGGCAGAUCCAACAAGAAGAGAAAGUUCAAAGGCAGGCUCAAGUCAAUUUCCCGGGAGCCCAGCCCAGCCCUGGGGCCGAACCUGGACGGCUCUGGCCUCCUCCCAAGGCCCAUCUUUUCCUGCAGUUUCCCCACACGGAUGCCUGGAGACAAGAGGUCCCCCCGGAUCACUGGGCUCUGUCCCUUCGGCCCCCGGGAGAUCCUGGUGGCAGAUGAGCAGAACCGGGUGCUGAAACGCUUCUCCCUCAAUGGCGACUACAAGGGCACCGUGCCCGUCCCUGAGGGCUGCUCUCCUUGCAGCGUGGCGGCCCUGCAGAGCGCCGUGGCCUUCUCUGCAGGUGCACGGCUCUAUCUCAUCAGCCCCGAUGGUGAGGUGCAGUGGCGCCGUGCCCUGAGCCUCUCCCAGGCCAGCCACGCUGUGGCCGCACUGCCGAGUGGGGACCGUGUGGCCGUCAGUGUGGCGGGCCAUGUGGAGGUGUACAAUAUGGAAGGCAGCCUGGCCACCCGGUUCAUCCCUGGGGGCAAGGCCAGCCGGGGCCUGCGGGCGCUGGUGUUUCUGACCACCAGCCCCCAGGGGCAUUUCGUGGGGUCAGAUUGGCAGCAGAAUAGUGUGGUAAUCUGUGACGGGCUGGGCCAGGUGGUUGGGGAGUACAAGGGGCCGGGCCUGCACGGCUGCCAGCCGGGCUCCGUGUCUGUGGAUAAGAAGGGCUACAUCUUCCUGACCAUUCGAGAAGUCAACAAGGUGGUGAUCCUGGACCCGAAGGGGUCGCUCCUCGGAGACUUCCUGACAGCCUACCAUGGCCUGGAAAAGCCCCGGGUCACCACCAUGGUGGAUGGCAGGUACCUGGUUGUAUCCCUCAGUAAUGGGACCAUCCAUGUCUUUCGGGUCCGUUCUUCAGACAGUUAAAGGGUCCAGGACUAGGGUGGGGAGGAGGGGGGAGGGAGAGGGCAGGGGGGAGGCAGAGCUGUCUGUGGGAGAGGACAUUUUCCUGAAGGGCAGGGGUUGGCAACUUUUCAACAUGACGUGCCAAACUGCUAACCCGUCUUCCAGUGUGUGAGAAUAGGGACCAAGCAUGGUGGCGUGACCUUAACUCUCAGAAGCAGGGGAGGCAGGUGGCUGGGUUGAGGAGAUGCUGGGCGUUCACCUGCCUCUUGUCUUUUCUGGGUGGCUGCCGCCACUGCUAUAUAGUUUAGGUUUUUGAGGUUUGUGAGCCUGUCCUGAUUUGCAUUCUUCGAAAGCAUUCCUGAUAGAGUAGCUGAGGGAGAGUCUUGGGGGUCAAGAAGGGCCCAGGGUGGGUCAGAGCUCUGACCCCCUCGGACUGGCACAGGGUCCUACAGAGUCAGAGGAGGCCUGAGCUGUCGAAUGGGCAGUAGGUGGCCUCUUCUGCCAGCCACAGGCAGGAAGCUCCUGUGGUCGUGGCAUCCCCCCGCGGCAGUACCGGCUGGGCUUGCAGGAGGAUGGGUAAGUGCAGACAGCAGCUGGGGCCAAAGGGGUUAGGGUCAAAGGCUGUGAAGAGAAUAGGCUACUGAAAAACCAAACCCAGCAGAAUUCCUGUCCAAAAAUCCACGUUCUCCAUCGCUUCUUAGCCUUUUGGCUAAGACUAAGUAUUAAAAAGCACAGGCUUGGCCAGGCACAAUGGCUCACACCUGUAAUCCCAGCACUUUGGGAGGCUGUGGCAGGAGGACUGCUUGAGGCCAGGAGUUUGAGACCAGCCUGGGCAACAUAGUGAGACCCCACCUCUACAGAAAAUUAAAAAAAUUAGCUGCAUGUGAUGGUGCAUGCCUGUCAACCCAGCUACUCAGGAGCCUGGGGUGGGAGGAUCCCUUGAGCCCAGGAGUUCAAGGCUGCAGUGAGCUAUGAUCACACCUCUGCAUUCCAGACCGUAUCUCAAAAAAAGAAAACCAAAAAACCCAGAAGACAAAAAGCAACCCAAAACAAGCAGGUUAUCCAUCACUUCUCAGCUAAGAUCAAGUAUAAAACCAAACAGGAUGUGAGUAUCAGCACAGGGAGCCCUCCGUGCAGCCACAAAGCCAAGUCUGAGGGAAGACGCACGUAGGAUAGAAAAACCUCUGACCUUCAACGCUUCUGUUUUGAUAUCUUCACAUUAUCUGGGGUCUACGUGUUGCCUUCUCUUAGUUUUCCAGAAAAAUUCCUUUUGAGAUGUGUUGGCCUCCACUUGGCUGAACUAGGGGGUGAAGGAAGGUGUCCUCUGUGGGCCACUGUUGCUGGGGAAGCAGCUGAACCCUGCAGGCCAAGUGGAUCUUGGGGGUGCCAGUGGAACCUGAGAAGUUGCAGUGGGGCUGCGAUGGGGAGGCGUCAAAGCAGAAACCUGCCGGAGGUGGGCUGUGACCGCCAGACCUUUUCCUAAAUGGUGGCAGUGGUGGGAUUGAGGGGCAAGUAGGCUUGAAGAAUGUUUUUAGCCAGGGGGCUGUUGAGAGAUGGCAGAAGGGAGUCUUAACGUGGGGACUGUUGAUAGUGGGGCAUUCGUGGGAACCAGUGGGAUUUUAGAGAAGUCCAGAUGGAACGCACAGGGCAUCGGUAGAGGGAAAAGAAAAUCCCUUUCUGGGAAACCAUUUCUUAUUUAUUGAAACAAUGGGGGACAUCAUCGAAGUCUGGGUGGACACAUUUCAAUUUUCUAAACAUUACAAAGGUAGGCACAGCAAAGAAUAAUGACAAUGAUAAGAAAACCGAGGGCCGGUGCGGUGGCUCACGCCUGUAAUCCCAGCACUCUGGGAGGCCGAGGUGGGUGGGUCACCUGAGGUCAGGCGUUUGAGACCAGCCUGGCCAACACGGUGAAAGUCCGUCUCUACUAAAAAUACAAAAACUAGCAGGGUAUGGUGGUGUGCGCUUGUAAUCCCAGUUACUCGUGAGGUUGAGGUAGGAGAACCAUUUGAACCCAGGAGGUUGCAGUGAGCCAAGAUCGUGCCGCUGCACUCCAGCCUGGGCAACAAGAGUGAAACUCCAUCUAAAAAAAAACCAAGAAGAUGGGAAAAUCAUGGAGAACUGAUUUGAUGAGGAAAAGUUUGGUCUCUAAUACACGAACUAGUGACUAGGACAGCAUUUGUUCAAAAACCCAUUUAAGCUCUGCACCUGGGAGGAAAUGCAUGCAGGCAAGGACUAGUAAAAUGAAAAAUGAUAAUACAUUUUUAAAAAGCUGGACACAGUGGCUCACGCCUGUAAUCCCAGCACUUUGGGAGGUCGAGGCGGGUGGAUCACCUGAGGUCAGGAGUUCGAGACCAGCCUGGCCAAUAUGGUGAAACCCCAUCUCUACUAAAAAUACAAAAAUUAGCUGAGCGUGGUGUUGCAUGUCUGUAAUCCCAGCUACUGGGGAGGCUGAGGCAGGAUAAUUGCUUGAACCCGGGAGGUGAAGGUUGCCGUGAGCUGAGUUCGCGCCAUUACCCUCUUGCCUGGGUGUUGCAGUGAGAUUCUGUCUCAAAAAAAAAAAAAAGGAUAAAUCCACAUGCAUUGGCUAAAAUUACCCUUGUGGUGAAAUAGACUCCUGGCACUAUAAAAAUGAUAUUUCCUGGAGAAUAAUUUGGCAAGACUUUCCAAGAAUGGCAAGAAUGAUUAUAAGAAUAGGUUGUCUCACUUUGGGGAAUACAUUCCAGGAAAAUAAUGUAAGAGAAAAAGUAUUUGCAUACAGACACUUGCGGCUACUCUAUACAGCACUGGCUAAGUAGAUUUCGGCUCGUAGGGGAAUGAGCCUCGUGCAUGACAACUCUGAAGACUAUUGAGAAGAAAUAGUUCUGUGGUGCAGUCAUAAUCCCCAAAAGUGGAGAGUCUGGAAGUCCCAUCAGAUAGUGGUCAUAACAAGGGAAGCAUCUGUCUGAAUAACUGCUGAGUAAAAUAGGUUCGGAAUUUGUAAAUAGUCAUUGAUUUGGGAGAUUGGGGUUCGGUUUCUGUUUUUUUAUAGUUACUUUGUGCUAUUCUUCAUGCACGCACAUUUCUACUUCAGUUUUGAUUAUCCGUUACAUAGCAUGUAUGCCUGGAUAUUUGCUUCAAGGAAAUACACCUGUAUAAGUGAUAUUCAGUAAUACUGGGUGUGAGAAUGAAGCUGUUGGAGCAAAGGAGAUUGUCCUAUGAGAGAAGAGGCAAGAGCCAGGGAGGGGAUCCCAGCUGGCCGGGGCUCAGCCAGGAGGCAGGGCCAUUGGGUAGGGUGGCAGACCAAGGAACCACUCUGGGAAAUUUUGCAAAGGUCAGGUUCCCCCCUCAACCCCCGACAGGUGAUUGAAUUCUCGUGGAGUAUCUGGAAGGCAGGGGAAGUUUUGUUGAGUUCGCCAAAUAACUCAGACCAACUAUAAACCGUGGAGUUUCUACAGGACCAACUAGAAUAGGGAUCAGCUACGUGGCGGAGGGUGGUGGAGGGUGGCGGAGGGUGGGGGGGGGGUGGAGGGUGGCGGGGGGACGAUGUCUGUCUUUACUGCAGCUCUGUCUGCAGAGCCAGCACUGUGAGAGCUCAUAGUAGGUGCUCCAUGAAUGUCUGUGAAGUUAAUUAAUAUCCGGAAAGGGAUGAGAUGAUGGUAUGACUCUUUCCAAAGCUUUCCCACCUGAAAUGCCAUUGCCCUAGUCAGCCAAGCUGUCCAAACCUCAGCUCGUGGGAAAUCUCCAGUAGGGGGCACUGUGGACACAGUUCAGCAUCUGCCUUCCAAAGCUGGGCUCUGGUAAAAAAGAAAAAAAAAAGGUGAGACUGGGCCAGUGCAGUGGUCAUUCCUGUAAUCUCAGCACUUUGCAUGGCCAAGGUGGGAGGAUGGCUUGAGGCCAGGAGUUCAAGACCAGGCUGAGCUUAGCAAGGCCCCAUCUCUACAAAAAAUUUAAAAAAUCAGCCAGAUGUAGUGGCAUGCACCCGUAGUCCCAGCUGCUUGGGAGGCUGGGGCAGAAGGAUUGCUCGAGCCCAGGAGUUCAAGGCUACGGUGAGCUCUGAUUGAGCCACAGCACUCCAGCCUGAGUGACAGAGCGAAACCUGGUUUCCAAAAAAAAAAGGAGAGAUGAGAUCGAGGUGUCCGCUUUGCUUCCAUGCAUGUGGAGGGGGUAGCAGGGAACUGUGAGCUGUUGGGGAUCGCACACCUCGGGGUGGGAACAGCAGCUCUCCAGAGUUGCGUGGGAGCCAUGGGUGGGCAGUGGCCCUGCCUGGUGAAAUGAUUCUAGCCUCGUGGCCCACCCAGGGGGCAAAACAGGAAUAGAGACCUUCAAAAAUGAAACGUCACCUGGCUGCAAGAAGAUAGUCCCAAGUGCCCUAGAGAUGGGGGCGCCAAGUGGCUUCCUGGGAAGCUGUAAGAAUCCACAGGGCAUUGUAAGAUGAAGGGAGAUAUUAAGUUUUCUUUGUAAAGAGGUGGGGUGGGGGGCAGUGGAGAACACCGGAAAAAUGAGAAAGAUGGAUGGGAAGUGUUGCAUCGAGCAUAAUUUGGAGCUAAAAUCUCCAACACUGUUACUGAGUGGCUGGGGGACCCCAGAGAAAGUCCUGCUCAGGACCGAGGCAAAGAGUUCCCAGUUGUAUCAGAGAUGCAAAGAAACCAGGAACAUGCCUGUAAUCCCAGCACUUUGGGAGACUGAGGUGGGCGGAUCAUCUGAGGUCGGGAGUUCAAGACCAGCCUGGCCAACAUGGUGAAACCCCAUCUCUACUAAAGAUACAAAAAUUAGCUGGGCAUAGUGGCGCAUGCUUGUAGUCCCAGUUACUCAGGAGGCUGAGGCAGGAGAAUCACUUGAACCUGGGAGGCGGAGGUUGCAGAGAGCUGAGAUCACCCGGCCAACUGCAUUGCACCUGGGAUUGUGACAAUUAACAGAGUGUUCCUUUUCCCGUUCGGAACUGGCUGGGUUGUGCAUGGACGGACCAGUGAAAAGAGAAUCCUGUCUGGGUAGGGAGGAGGGAGGUAGAAAGCCUCUUUCAUAUUCUUGGUGCCAAGAAAUGGGAAGAGAAUGAGGGAGCAGAGACCUGGGUUGUGUGCUGGCUCUGCACUUAACAGCUGUGUGAUCUUGGUCCAGUUCCUUAACCUCUCUGAGCUUCAGUUCGUAUACAUCGGUAACGUCGGGAUAAUGACAUCCCCUAUGCCCACUUCACAGAGCUGCUGUGGGGACUGGAUGAGAAACGCAGAGGAGUAUUUCGGACACUGUAAAGCUCUAAUCCAAGGUAUAGGUUAGGACACAGUUCAGCUGACUCGUAGCCACCCGAAACUCUCCAUCAGCAUGAGUUUGUAUGAGGAUGUUAGGUACGUGUAUUGUGCAGUGAGAGCUCGGGAACCCCGAGUGGAGCUGCUGCCUGCACAUUGGCUUCUCCUUUAGAGGAGACCGUUUUGUUUUGCUUUCGGCAGUUACUUGAAGAAGCCGUAUCUGAAGUCACAGCAGUGGCUUCGGGAAUAGAAGGGACCAAGGACCAGCCUGCUGAAAUGCAGUGCCAUUCCUAAAAGCCAGCCAAGAAUCAGACCGUCUUAGUUAAGAGCCCGUAACCGUAGACAUUUAGAAAAAGUUAAAAAUGGCAAGAGUGGCCCAAUCUUUUGAGAAUUUAGAGAAACUCUCGUCUGGAGAGGGAAUAGUUCCCCUUCUGUUACAGCCUGCUUACCAUGGCAUCCAUAAAGCAAUGCCAUAUUCUAAAUCUGCAGAGAUAAGAUUCUAAGGGGCGAAAGUCCAAGGCAGAAGUGACGAGUUUUGCAUGGAAACUGAUGAGGUUGGUGACCUGAGCUGGUCAGGGUUGGACAGGUGAGUGCCAGGAUCGAGGUAUCUGAUUGUCUCUCCUUGAAACAUAAGCAGAGAACUAGGUCUAUCCCAUAAAUGAAGUGGGAAAUUAGAUAGGGUGCAGACUUCCGUACUGGGGAGAAAGUCUUGGAUGAGCUGGGGCAGAGAACUGCCAGAGAGAGUACCCAGAGAUACGUCGUUAGCAGGAGAAAGACCAUGUUCAGAUGCAGAUUUGGGAAAGUAGGUAACUUGACUGAAGGUAGCAAAAUGAGCCAGCUGGCUUGUGAAUGUGGUUUAUUAAAUGGAUCAGGACAGGAGCAAAAAUAGAUUUUCUAGGGACUGCUGACUCCUGCGAUUGGAGACAUGCACAGAGUACAGCGACAUCAGACAAGACCUCGCCCGGGCUGCCGGGUGAGAAAUCCUAGGGACCGGAUAGAAGAGGGGCUGCCAGGUGAGAAAUCCUAGGUACUGGAUAGAAGAGGGGCUGUGCACACAGAGGUGAGGAAGGAGGCUUGGGAGGGCAGCCUGACUUGUCUCCAGAGAAAGUUGGAACCGGUUGGCUUAGCGACCACGAGAGACUGGGUUGCAGACGAGCAGUCUGGCGUUGGCGCCUGGUCACUGAGCGACACGGCCCAGCGCGUUUCUCUGCAUUGCCGUGGGGUAAAGCCAGUGUGCUGUAGACUCUUCCGUUCCUUUGGUUAUGGAUUUCGUAGCUUUCCUCUGUUCUUAAUAAAGUUCUUUUGAAAAUUGGAACCUUUCUCAGAUGGGAAUUUUGUAUCUUUCCUCUGUUUCUUAAUAAAAUUCUUUGUGAAAAAUUGGAA